Molecule: messenger RNA, 1416 nt
Organism: Necator americanus (New World hookworm)
Lineage: Eukaryota; Metazoa; Nematoda; Chromadorea; Rhabditida; Ancylostomatidae
Exons: 12
Coding region: 1-1416 (471 amino acids)
Molecular function (GO): CoA-ligase activity
Source: RefSeq, a predicted model, not a curated record
AUGGAAGAAUUACUGGCGCCCGCUCGACCUGCUCGAAGAUCAACGGGAGUCAAGGUGAUCAAGAAAGAUGUUGCAUGUGCUGUGUUGCAAAAUCAGUGGGAGUGGGCGACUAUUUUUCUUGGAGUGAUCCUGAACGGCGGUACACUCACGGCAACAAGUGCAGCUUGCACUGAAUAUGAGCUCAAUCAUCAUUUUCUUGACAGCAAUACCAAGGUGGUAUUCACCUAUCCAGAAUCUCUUCAGAAAGUACGGAGAGCAGUUCAGUUAACCUCUUCUGUAAAGAUCAUAAUUUGCUUUGAAAAUGCCUCCGCUUCGAAUUUCUCGUGCGAGUUCUAUGCAUGGAAAGAUGUUCUAACAACCCAACCCAACUUCAAUCUAGAGGUACCAAUGCUGGACGUUGAUCUGGACACAGUGUUCAUGCCUUACUCGAGGCAUGACGCAAUGCGUAUGGCUGGCGCAUUAACACCACCUUGGAACCACGACAAGGACAAGCGAUUUCUCUUUCUGCCCUUCCAUCACUGCUUUGGAUUCGCAUUAAUGAUGGCGAACUUUUUGGAUGGUGGAACAGCGGUGGUGAUGUCACACUUUCAACCGGAACUAUUCUGCGAGACUAUUCAAAAAUAUAAAAUUCGCUACGUCGCUGCUGUUCCGCCUGUGCUAAUAUUCCUUGCUAAGAAUCGUAUCUGUCAACGGUACGACCUAUCUUCACUCCAGUUCAUCUUUAGCGGAGCUGCACCAGCUGGAAAGGAUUUGUGCGAGGAAUUGGCACGAAAAUAUGGAAAUAUGAAGCACAUAUAUCAAGCAUAUGGUAUGUCUGAAUUGUGUAUGGCUUCACACAUGCCGGAUGCGUUUGAAGGGCAACCAUUUGGGAGUGUUGGAAAGCUUCUUUCGAACCUUGAAAUGAAGAUUGUUGAUCCAGAAACGAACAUUGAAAAAAAUCGUGGUGAAGAAGGAGAAAUAUGCAUACGUGGUCCAACCGUAAUGCUCGGUUACCUCGAACAACCUGACGCCACCCGAGAGUGCAUUAGGGACGGUUGGGUGCAUACAGGAGACAUUGGUUAUGUAAAUGAAACAGGCAACCUAUUCAUUGUAGAUCGACUCAAAGAACUGAUAAAAGUCAAAGGAUAUCAGGUUUCUCCUGCUGAGUUGGAAAACAUAUUGCUAUGUCAUCCUCUUAUCCAAGAUGCCGCCGUAAUUGGUGUUCCGAAUACGGAAAGUGGAGAGCUUCCCAAAGCCUUUGUAGUUUGCAGUUCAACUGAACUAACCGAAGAGGAAGUAAUGUCGUUUGUUAAGGGCAGGGUCUCAUCGUAUAAACAGCUGUCUGGAGGCGUUGAGUUUGUGAAGGAAAUUCCGAAGUCACCAGCUGGGAAAAUAUUACGGCGAAUACUUUACGAACGAAGCCAGUCGAAACUUUAG